Molecule: messenger RNA, 1279 nt
Organism: Xiphophorus maculatus (southern platyfish)
Lineage: Eukaryota; Metazoa; Chordata; Actinopteri; Cyprinodontiformes; Poeciliidae
Gene: vps25
Product: vacuolar protein sorting 25 homolog
Exons: 6
Coding region: 45-569 (174 amino acids)
Biological process (GO): protein transport to vacuole involved in ubiquitin-dependent protein catabolic process via the multivesicular body sorting pathway
Cellular component (GO): ESCRT II complex
Molecular function (GO): structural molecule activity; protein homodimerization activity
Source: RefSeq, a predicted model, not a curated record
CGCUCUUCCGGACGCUGUCAACUGUGAACACCGCAUCAACUGCGAUGAGUUUUGAGUGGCCCUGGCAGUACAAUUUCCCUCCGUUUUUUACACUUCAGCCCAAUGUUGACACCAGACAGAAACAGUUGGCAGCCUGGUGUUCCCUGGUUCUGUCCUACUGCCGGCAUCACAAGCUCUACACUGUGGAUGUCAUGGAAGCGCAGGAAAGUCCCGUGUUCAACAACAAGAAGAUAGAGAGAAAACUCCCAGUGGAAGCAAUUCAAGUUGUGUUUGAAGAGUUGAGGAAAAAAGGCAACCUGGAAUGGUUGGACAAAAAUAAGUCGCGGUGUUUAGUCAUGUGGAGACGACCAGAGGAAUGGGGGAAGUUAAUAUACCAGUGGGUGUCCAAAAAUGGCAUGAACAACUCUGUGUUUACACUUUACGAACUCUCCAAUGGUGAUGACACAGACGGUGAAGAGUUCCACGGUUUAGAGGACUGGAUGCUGCAGCGCUCCCUGCAGGCUUUACAAACAGAAGGAAAAGCAGAGAUCAUCUCUAUGGAUGACGGAAAAGGUGUCAAAUUUUUCUAAAGCGGUGCUGGAAUCACGCUCGUACACUCCGACCAGGAAGCAAGGCGGAUCUUUAGGAUGGGUCGCACCUCGAUGCAGAGGCCGGUGGAUGCUGGCCCUUUAAAUGUUUUUGUAGUUGCCUUUUUGGUUCACAACCUUCUCUUUCUGGGAGAGAACCAUUAUUGUUUGCGGGCAGAAACAACAACAAAAAAAGAGCAUCUGAGGUGACACUGUGUUUAUAAAAUUAUCAUUGGUGACAUUUGUUGCCAUUUAAAGAUGCAAUGAGUAUCAGGGGACUAAACACUAUCAUGUCUGAAUAUUUUAGGGGAACAUUUCCCCAUUAGCUGUCACUCAACUUCUUCAUUUAGAUUUUAAAUGCAACUAGUUCUAUCUCCAUUUACUCUAUUAAGGAGUUUACUGUGUAUGAUUAGCGCUGGUCCUUGGCUCGGCUGUCGUUCCUUGGUGCCCAGCCAGAAUUCCCAAAGAAAUCCCAGAACACAAGACCUGAGGGACUUUUUUAAAUUUCUAAAUAAAUGCUUCCAGAGGAGGAACACCGCAGAGGCUCGAGGCAAUCUUCAUUCAACCUGACUGAGUGUGAUAAUAUUGAACUUUGUGUACAGAUUUCUGCCAUCCUGUUGUUGUACUGUAGCUUCUGUGAUGCUUCUGUUAUCUUUCCCUCUGUUCUUUUUCAUAUCCUACAGAAAAAAUAAAUUAGGAAUUUGUUAAAUUUG